Messenger RNA from Gekko japonicus, 1146 nucleotides. It is a transcript of the gene YWHAG, whose product is annotated as tyrosine 3-monooxygenase/tryptophan 5-monooxygenase activation protein, gamma. Gene Ontology annotation, biological process: signal transduction. Gene Ontology annotation, molecular function: protein kinase C binding. The coding region runs from base 1 to 1071 and encodes 356 amino acids. Gene Ontology annotation, cellular component: cytoplasm. The record is from RefSeq and is a predicted model, not a curated record. NCBI's taxonomy places the organism in Eukaryota, Metazoa, Chordata, Lepidosauria, Squamata, Gekkonidae. The transcript has 3 exons.
AUGCUUUUAAUAGCGGCUGGGACGCGAGAGGAGGGGGAGAAGGGCGUGGCCGUUGGGCUCGCGCCGGUGGCGAAUGAAAGCGCUGCGGUGUGGCUGAGGAUGGGAGGGGGCGUGGCUCGGUCGGCGAAGAAGGCAGAACGGCGGGCCGGUGGAAGAGAGAGGAGGGGGAGGCGCCUGCGUACUCGGACUGGGCGCGGCGAGCUCUUUGCCAGGGAGCGCCGCCGUCAUUACAGCAGUAGCGUGAGGGAGGGGGAGAGAGACGCGAGGAAAAGGAAGCCCCCCCAAAAGCCGCCCCCUCUCCCCGCAGCCGCCCCGAAAGCCAAGAAGAUGGUGGACCGUGAGCAGCUGCUGCAGAAAGCCCGGCUGGCUGAGCAAGCCGACAGAUACGAUGACAUGGUGGCCACCAUGAAGAACGUGACAGAGCUGAAUGAGCCACUGUCCAAUGAAGAGAGGAACCUGUUGUCGGUAGCCUACAAGAAUGUAGUUGGGGCAAGGCGUUCUUCUUGGCGAGUAAUUAGCAGCAUUGAGCAGAAGACUUCUGCUGAUGGCAACGAGAAAAAGAUAGAGAUGGUCCGUGCUUACCGUGAGAAGAUCGAGAAGGAGUUGGAAGCUGUGUGCCAGGAUGUGCUGAGCCUCCUAGACAACUACCUGAUCAAGAACUGCAGCGAGACCCAGUAUGAGAGCAAAGUCUUCUACUUGAAGAUGAAAGGGGACUAUUACCGCUACCUGGCUGAAGUUGCCACUGGGGAGAAAAGGGCGACUGUUGUGGAAUCCUCUGAGAAGGCAUAUAGUGAAGCUCAUGAGAUAAGCAAGGAACACAUGCAGCCAACUCACCCCAUCCGGCUUGGCUUGGCGCUUAACUACUCAGUUUUCUACUAUGAGAUCCAGAAUGCCCCCGAGCAGGCAUGCCACCUGGCCAAGACGGCGUUUGAUGAUGCCAUUGCUGAGCUAGACACCCUCAACGAGGACUCCUACAAAGACUCUACGCUCAUCAUGCAGCUCCUCCGUGAUAACCUAACGCUCUGGACAAGCGACCAGCAAGACGACGAUGGUGGUGAAGGCAACAACUAGACCCCUCUGAUGGACUGGCAGCUGCACGCCGAUGCUACUACUGCAGUCUUUAUUUUUUUUCCCACAAGUGGGGGG